GCUCCCCUUUAAAUGCGGAGUGUCCGGGCAGUGGAGGCAAAGAUUUAAAUGCAAAUAGAGUUUGUCAUCAGUCAGUCCACACUAUCUUCAGCUGAUAAAGGCUGAUACUCACAGCAGCCAACUCCAGCUGCUCUGGAAUAAAGUUGGCUCCCGUAAACUGUCGAUCUGAGUAGACACUCUGAUGGAACGGAACAAGGAGGACUGCACUUGGCGAUGAGCUCCGCUCCGAACCGUGUUGCCGGGGAACUAUCAACGGCUUCGUUGGAACUCUCUGACUGACCGAGCCAGUCGGCUGGACGGGCGGCGAUGGAGUGCCCGAUGCUCCGCGGCAACGCCAGCUCGCUGUGCAACGGCAGCCAGCAGGUCCUUUGGGGGGAGCGACUGGCGGUGCCGUACACGCCCCGAAGCACCGCGGGUAUCGCCACGGUCAUCACCUUCAUCAUCGUCUUCACCAUCAUCGGGAACGUGCUGGUCAUCAUUGCCGUCCUGACCAGCAGGUCACUGCAAGCUCCCCAGAACCUCUUCCUCGUCUCCCUCGCCGCCGCGGACAUCUUGGUGGCUACUUUGGUGAUGCCCUUCUCUCUGGCCAACGAGCUGAUGGGCUAUUGGUACUUUAAGAGGGUUUGGUGCGAAAUUUACCUGGCCUUGGACGUUUUGUUCUGCACUUCCUCCAUCGUGCACCUCUGUGCUAUAAGUCUGGACAGAUACUGGUCAGUGACCCAGGCCAUUCAGUACAACUCCAAGAGGACACCGAGGAGAAUCCGCUGUGUGAUCCUGACCGUCUGGCUCAUCGCUGCGGUCAUCUCCUUCCCGCCUCUCCUCUCCAUGAACAAGAACCUGAGUGAAGAGGAGAUCCCCGUGUGCCGACUGAACGAGGAGAAAUGGUACAUCUUAUCCUCCUGCAUUGGCUCUUUCUUUGCCCCGUGUGUUAUCAUGAUUCUGGUAUACGUGAGGAUCUACCAGGUGGCCAAGCAGAGGGCGAGGCAGUCGCCGGGCAGCAGGAAAGACGAGGGAGUCAACCCCAACAGCUCCAAGAAGCCCGCCGAGCCAACCGCGCCUUCCGCGUCCAAUGGGCAGGAGAAGAGCGCUCAGCUCAAGAACAAGGGCAAGGAAGAUUCCUCAUCCUCGGAGCCCGAGGAGUGCUCUGUCAAGGAGAAGCCGCGAAGAAGGUCUGAGCCGCAGGAGCGUCACAACCCCGGGCAGAGUGCGGAGAACUGGAAUUUCCAAAGCCAGGGUCACUCCAUAAAGCGGCAGAGUCUCUUAACGCCCAACGCUCUCAGGAAGAAAGCAGUCCAGAACCGGGAGAAAAGAUUUACCUUUGUCCUAUCCGUCGUCAUUGGCGCGUUCGUUUUCUGCUGGUUCCCUUUCUUCUUCUCCUAUAGUCUGACGGCCAUCUGCCCGAAGACCUGCUCCAUUCCGCCCGUCGUCUUCAAGUUCUUCUUCUGGAUUGGAUAUUGCAAUAGUUCCCUUAACCCCGUCAUCUAUACUAUCUUCAACCAGGACUUCAGGAGGGCGUUCAGGAAGAUCCUUUGUCGAGAACAGAAAAGGUCUCCCUACAGAGUCUAGACAGCAGGGGUCAGAGUGGG
This is a messenger RNA of Mobula hypostoma (lesser devil ray), 1586 nucleotides long. RefSeq names its product adrenoceptor alpha 2B (gene adra2b). The record is from RefSeq and is a predicted model, not a curated record. Gene Ontology annotation, molecular function: epinephrine binding; alpha2-adrenergic receptor activity. The transcript has a single exon. Gene Ontology annotation, biological process: adenylate cyclase-activating adrenergic receptor signaling pathway; regulation of smooth muscle contraction; regulation of vasoconstriction. Bases 307 to 1566 code for a protein of 419 amino acids. Gene Ontology annotation, cellular component: plasma membrane. Lineage: Eukaryota; Metazoa; Chordata; Chondrichthyes; Myliobatiformes; Myliobatidae.